Messenger RNA from Anolis carolinensis (green anole), 2652 nucleotides. Its product is annotated as arylacetamide deacetylase-like 3. Lineage: Eukaryota; Metazoa; Chordata; Lepidosauria; Squamata; Anolidae. Gene Ontology annotation, cellular component: membrane. Gene Ontology annotation, molecular function: carboxylic ester hydrolase activity; lipase activity. The coding region runs from base 1404 to 2276 and encodes 290 amino acids. The record is from RefSeq and is a predicted model, not a curated record. The transcript has 4 exons.
GAGAAAAAAAAAAGGAAAGAGGGAAAUGGGGUAAUGAUGGGUUAUCCCAUUAAACCUGGGAAAACAUUGACUCCAGUAUAAGCCGAGAUACCAAUAAAAUUACAUUAAUUGAGGCAUCAGUAGUUUAAAUGUUUUUGAAUCUUUACAUCAAACUGUAAUUUAAGAUAUGACUGUUCAACUCUGAUUAAAUCAUUAUUUUCAUCUUCUUCAAUGCAAAUGUGCUUAUGUAUCCUUUUAAUAAUAAUAGAGUGAAAUAAUAAAUGUAUUAAUAAUAAAAAUAGAGUAAAAUAAAUGUAAAAGUAACAACAAUAAUAGAGUAAAAUGAUAAAUGUAAUAAUAAUAAUUAAUAGAGUAAAAUAAUAAAUGUAACAAUACCAAUAAUAAUAAAGAAAAAUAAUAAAUAUACCAUAUAUACUUGAGUAUAAGCCAACCUGAAUAUAAGCCCACCAGGACCCUCAUCCAAGCUGAGGAGGUUUUUUUUUUUCAGUCCUAAAAAAGGGCUGAAAAAAUAGGCUUAUACUCGAGUAGUACAUACAGUAAUUGCACCCUUCAACGGAUGCAUAGUUUGCCAUAUCCAAAGGGUUUUGCAUGAGUGAUUAGUGUCAUCUUUCUCAUUCAGAACAACAGGACAAGUAAGACUAAGCCAUGUCAGGGAACAGAGGAGGCUUUUCAUAAGCAUCCUUAGCAGUUUCAGGAAUAGCUUAUGGAGACUACUGUAUUUUUCGAGUUUAAUGCGUCAUCAACUCUAAUGUGCACUUUAGUUUUCAAAACCCUGAAACCAAGACAAGUAUUUCCUGACAAAUAUAAUGCACAGUGAUAAAAAGUACUCUCUUUGUCAUUUGGCCAUUACAGUUGUUGCCUGUUUAGAAUUCCAAGUGUUAGAACACCAAACCUUCCAGCAACAAAAAAGAAAACCUUGAGAUGAAUCUAUGCUAUAGAAUGAAUCAUUUUAAUUGCCCCGGCUCAAUCCUAUGGAGUCAUGGGGGCAGUAGUUUGACAAGGUCUUGGACCUUCUCUGCCUAACAAUGAUGAUGCCUCACCAAACUACAAAUCCCAGAAUUGCAUAGCAUUGAGUCAAGGCAAUUAAAUUAGAGAUGAGAGAAGCUCCAGGUGCAUCUCCUGAAGCAGCUUUCCCUUUGGCUUGAGCUCAGCACUAAGAUUACUGUAUGACACAAAUUUAAUGUGCACCCUAGGUUUGGAGAGGUCAUUUAGCCAAAAAGGGGAAGAUUUUUGAGAAAUUAAGGAUCUGCACCCAACUUCAGUUCAUCAGAUUUCUGUUGAAUUCAGUACCAGUAGGGAAGGAGUCAAAGCUCUUCAUUGAGGAUUCAAGGUUUGAGCAUGUACCAAUAAGGAUUUACCAUCCAAAAACUCCAUCUAGUGAGCUAAGAAGAGGAUUUCUCUACAUGCAUGGUGGAUGUGCAGUGGUUGGAAGCAAAAGAACCUACGAGCUUUUAUGCCGCUUCCUUGCGCGAGAAAGUGAUUCAGUGGUUGUGUUUUUAGACUUUCGGUUAGCUCCUGAGCACCAGCAUCCAGCCCAGCUAACAGACUGCCUCACUGGAACUCUAUAUUUUAUGAACCAUGCAAAAAACUAUGGAGUAGAUCCUAACCGCAUUAUCCUUAUUGGGGAAAGCAGUGGAGGGACACUUGUUUCAACCAUCUGUCGGGAACUGGUGAAAAAAAUGCAUGUUCCAAAGGUUCGAGCUCAAAUCCUAUUGUACCCAUUCCUUCAAAUACUGGACCUGUCAUUGCCAGCUCAUCAGCAAAACCAAUUUGGCCCUGCUUUGACCAUGAGACGCGCUGCAAAGCUUGCUUUUACCUUUCUGGAUGAGAAGUUGGACAAUGUAGACGAUAUGUUGAACAAUGCCCAUAUUCCUGAGAUUAUGAGGAUGCAAUUCAAGAAAUGGAUUAGUGCAGACCUCAUCCCGGAAAAAUUUAAAGCCCGUGGAUACAAACCCCCACCUCCUGUUCCCUUUUCAAAAGAAUUAUAUGAAAAAGUCAGACUGUAUGACAAAACAAUGAGCUCACCAAUUCAAGAUGUGGAUGCCAUUAUACAACAGCUCCCUGAGACAUACAUUUUGACUUGUGAGUAUGACAUAUUUCGAGAUGAUGGGCUGCUAUACAAGAAACGGCUAGAGGACAACGGCGUGCGUGUGACCUGGAACCAUCUUGAAGAUGGAUUCCAUGGAGUUGCAUUAUUUAUUGACACUGGGAUUACUGAAUUUGCAUGCACAAGAUCAGCAUUUGAAGACUUACUUCAGUUUAUUAAAAAGUUGUAAAUGGGAAGAGGUGAGAGUUCUGAAUUGUUCAGGUUGUUUCUGCAUGUGUCAUGGGAUUGGGUGCCCUACAUUCCUAAGAAGCACCAGUAACUAUUGUAUUUUGUGAAUGUCUUUAUUAGUGCAUUUCUACCAUUGUGAUACGUAGACACAGUGACAAUGAGACGGACAAGACUACAUAUUAUAUGACAACCAAACAGAAGUUGUGCCGACCCAAGUGACAUAUAAAGUAAAAAUAAAAAUACAAAUAAAAAUAAAAACUAAAUAAAAUAACUAAAAUAAAAGGAAAGGGGAAGGGAGAGGGGAGGGGAUAGUAAUAUUAUAAAAAUAAAAUAAUAAUAAUAAAAAUGAUAAUGAUAAUCAGAAGAGAGAGAAAAGA